AUGGAUUCAUCUUAUCAUGCAAGAGAAAGAAAAUUAGUUCCAAGAUUUCGUCGAAAAAAUCAAAAUAAAAAUUUCGUUGAUGCUGAUGAACGAGAAGCUCAAGCUUUAAUUGAAAAAGAUUUAGAAAGUCAUUUUAUAUGGACAAGUGAUGCUAAAGAUGAUUUUGAAUAUCAUUAUGAUGAUAAUCAAUUACAAGAAAGUAAUCAACAAAUUUCAAUUAAUGAUCAAAUAAAUCAAAAUUUUAUUUAUGAUGUUGAUAAUCAAAAUGAACAAUUAUGGAAAAAUAAUAUUGAACAAGAUGAUUAUCAACUUUUUAAAUGGAAUGAUGAACAACAACAACAUAAAAUAUCUUUUUCAAUUCACAAUAUUCAAGAUAAACAACAUCAAUGGGCUUUACAUGAUGAUAAUCAACAAUUUAUUCAAUUGAAUUUAAUUAAUCAACAUGAUCAACAAUCUAAACAUGAUUUAGAUACAAAUACGGAUAAUUCACAAAAACGUUUUAUCGAAGGAGAUGAAUUUCGAAAUAAUAUGAAAUUCGCUAUUGAAUCUGAAGAUGAAAAAUUCAAUAUAUUUGUAAAGGAUUCAGAAGAUAUAUUAUCAGUAGAAAUUGAUUCAAAUAUUCCUUCAAUAAAUUCAAUAUUAAGUCUUCCUCAAAAUCCAAUUACUUUUAAUUGGCUUGAAGGAAUAUCUGAAUAUAAUAUAUCAUUACCUGCUGAAAAAUUUUUACAAGAAUAUUCUCCUUUAACUGAAAUAAAAGUUGAAAUUGAUUCAAAAAGUUUAAAAUGUUUAACAUGGUCAUUAGAUUUAUUAAAAGAAAAUCUAAUUGUUUCUUAUUUAAUUAGUUUACCUGAUAAUUUUGAUAAACAAUAUUCUCUUCCUGAUAAAUUUCAUUUAAAAUUAUCAAUUGAUGAUGAAAAUUCUAAACAAUUAUUUUCUUUAAUUGAUUUAUCAUUUAAACAAACAUUAAGUAUAUCAUCAGAUGAUAUUAAACAACAAUUAUUAUCAAUAAUUGAUUCAUUUAAUAUAAAACAAAAUUUUGGAAAUGAUGAUCAAUUUCUAUUUUAUCAAUGGUCUUUACAAGAUUUAAAAAUAACUAUUUUAAAUCUUUCUCCUUUAGAAAUUAUUAAUUUAAUUUAUUCACCAAUCGAUGCUAAACAAAUUUUACUUGAACAUUUACUUAUUGAGAGCGAUGAAGUAAGUGCUCGAGCUUUUCGUCGAUAUCGUUGUAAACAUAUGUCAAUUAAAAAUGAUGAAAAACUUCAAUUAGAUUCUCUUGAAGGUUUAAAUUUACAAUUUAAAGGAAAUGAACAAAUUGCUAUUGGAGAAGAACAAAUACAAAAUGAUUUCAAUGAACAACAAAUAUAUCGAGAUCUAACAAAUUCGACGAUAUUAUUAGAAGAAGAACCUCCACAAUUAUAUGAUAUAAUAAAAAGCGAAAGUUCAUCAAAUAAUGUAGGUCCUUGUUUAUAUCGAUGUGAUUAUGAACGUCAACCACCCAAAACAUGGUCACGACUUCGUCGUGAAAUUGGUUAUAUGUCAUUUGAUGGUUCACUUGCUCAACCAAUUUAUCAUUUGGAUAAAUCAUUUAAACGUUUUGUACAUAUUCCAAUAAAACGUGAUAAAUGUUCAUAUAAUGUUUAUCAUGGUUAUUCAGAAUUUAUUGAAAAAGUUCAAUUGAAUCCUGAUAAUUAUUUUCGUCGAUUUGAUUCAACUGAUCUUCGUCCAUUACUUAAUUGGUAUUCAAAAAAACAACAUCUUUUUUCUUCAACAAAUCAACAUAUGUUAAAACCACCAACAUUUAUUUGUCGUCGAUUAGUUUUACGAACAAUUUUAGCUAAUCUUUAUUGUGAUUCUGAUCCAUGGAAAUUACUUGUUAUACGUAUUAAAGGACAAUUUUAUUUAGCAUUAGCUAAUAAAGAAACAAAAUCAGUUGAAGAUAUGACACAUGAUGAAUAUAGUGGUUAUAAAUUUCAAGCUUUGUUUACAACAGAUCAACCAAAUACAACAAGAUUUGAAGAAAAAACUCCAUUAGAAAACCCUCAACAACAAUAUCAUACAGUACAAUAUUGGCAAUUUGGAGAAUUUAAUUUACUUUAUUCAAAUGAAAUUGAUGGAGAAUUAAAAUGUGAUAUUCAACAAAAAACAUCAACUACAGAAACAACUCAUACCGUUAAACAAGAAGAUGAUGCAACACAAACAACAACAACAACAGCACCAACAGCAGAAGCAGUAUCAGCAGAAAAUACCGAAAAAUCCACCGAGAUAGACUGGUGGGAAGGUGGAAUACCUCUCGAAGUGAACUGGGGAGAAAGUGAAAUACCUGUCGCAAAGGACUGGUGGGCAGGUGGAAUACCUGUCGAAAUGGAAAUAUCAUCUGAACAAAAUGAAGAUAAAUUAAAAGAAAUGGAAAUAUCAUCUGAACAAAAUGAAGAUAAACUAAACGAAAUGGAAAUAUUAUCUGAACAAAAUGAAGAUAAAUUAAAAGAAAUGCAAAUAAAUGAAAAUCUUCAAUUAAUAAAAAGUGAUGAAAAUGAAAUAAUUGAAAAGAAAAAACGAAAUGAAAAUGAAAUAAAAGCUGGUUAUGUUGAAAUGAAAUGUACAAAUAAAAAAAUUUUUUAUCGAGAUGAAAAUAAAUUACAAACACUUUAUUGGUGGGCACAAAUGUGGUUAGCUAAUACAAAUACACUUAUGAUCGGUUAUAAAACAACACAUGAUGGAAUUAUUGAUCAUUUAGAUGUACUUUCAAUUGAUAAACUUAUUUCAAAAUUUCUUUCAAGAUAUGAUCUUCGCCUUAAAUAUUGUCUUUCUUAUCUUUAUUCAUUUCUUGAUUUAAUUCAAAAAACAGUUCAUAUUGAUGAUCCAAAUACAAUUCAUGCAUUUGCUUAUAUUCCUCAACCAUUAGAUAUUGAUCCUCUUACAGGAAAACCUUUACAAUAUGAUUUACCUAAAUGUGUUCCAUUUCGAUAUACACAAAUAAAAAGAUCAAAUCAAAGACAUGCAAAUUUUAUGCCUCUAUGGUAUCUUCAAGAUAUUCAACGAACUGCACCAGUUGGAGGAAUUUUACAAGAUAAACAACUUAAAACUGUCGAACAAGAAACGAAAAAACGUAUUGGACAUCGUGGAAGAUCAUCGUGUAUUCUCAAACAAGAGCAACAAGAUAAACGUAAAAAGAAACAUUAA
Rotaria sordida is the source of this 3180-nucleotide messenger RNA. The record is from the annotation of a GenBank genome assembly. Lineage: Eukaryota; Metazoa; Rotifera; Eurotatoria; Philodinida; Philodinidae.